Cetraspora pellucida is the source of this 243-nucleotide messenger RNA. NCBI's taxonomy places the organism in Eukaryota, Fungi, Glomeromycota, Glomeromycetes, Diversisporales, Gigasporaceae. The record is from the annotation of a GenBank genome assembly.
CCUUUGCAAUCCAAUAUUAAUAAUCAAAAUGCACAACAAAUUGUUCGCCAAAACAAUUUACAAAGUGAAUGCUUACAACAAAUUGUUUCCCAAAAUCAAAACAAUGAUACUAUUUUUAUCAAUUUUCAAAAUACAUGCCAGCCUAUGAAUAAUGAUACUAUUCUUACCAAUACACCUCAAUCUUUGGUUUCCCAAAAUAAUGUUACUACUAUUUCUUCUCAAGAAUCAUCAAGCAAACAUUAA